Messenger RNA from Acaulospora colombiana, 2423 nucleotides. NCBI's taxonomy places the organism in Eukaryota, Fungi, Glomeromycota, Glomeromycetes, Diversisporales, Acaulosporaceae. The record is from the annotation of a GenBank genome assembly.
GCAAAUCAGAUGCUAUCGCAAAGUUAGAUGGAACGUGGAGAAAACCUGGUGUUUCCGCUGCAGCGGCGAAUAGUUCACAGAGAACUUUAGGACAAAAUGUCUCUACAGCACCUGCGGUAAAAAGACAAAGAGAAGAAGAGGAAUUUGUGAAUUAUAAGAGAGCAGCGGACGGAGGAAAACAAACCGAUAGAGAAUUGACGCCUGAAAUAGAAAUGGAAGAUGAAACGGAGCCAUCAUCAACCUCUGGAGUUAGCGUUGAUGCAAAAGGAGAGCAAGAACCACUUAAUAGAAUACUUUACAUACAAAAUUUACCGCCAGAUGUAACGGAUGAGAUGUUAAGUUAUCUGUUCGAACAGUAUCCGGGCUUUAAAGAAGUACGACUUGUUCCUGGUAAAUCGGAUAUCGCUUUCGUGGAAUAUGAAUCGGAUAAUCAAGCCGCUAUUGCGAAGGAAGUUUUAAACGGGUUUAAGAUUACACAUGAGAAGGAGAUGAAAGCUGCUAAGCCCUCCCUAGAGAAAAAAGUUGCCGCACUAGAACAGUUCUCGAAAAUCAACAAGGGUGUAAUCGAGCUUGAUUCAAAUUUAUAUGAUGAGUUCGUCGCAAAACCCAGGAAUUACUCGUUAAUCGUGUUAUUUACAGCCUUGGAACCUCAUAUAAACUGUAUGCCUUGCAAGGAAUUCGAUCCUGAGUUCAGAUUGGCUGCAGAGGGCUGGAUACGGUCUGGAAAUGAACUGUCUCGUUUGUAUUUUGGCGUCUUAGAUUUUAAGAAUGGCAAAGAAAUUUAUCAAAAGCUUAAUUUGAACAAUGCACCGUCAAUGUUAUACUUUCCGCCGACCACUGGUCCCUAUGCCAAAGAGGUUUCGGAACCCGAUAAAUAUGAUUUUAAUAGGCGUGGUUUAUCUGCGGAAUCGUUGGCCUCUUACUUGUCCGGUCAUCUAGGGGUCAAUGUUCCCAUUAAUCGUCCUCCAAACUAUUUGGUCAUAGGAACAAGGACCAAGACACCUAUAACAGCAUUAGCUUCAUCCGGCGAUUCUACUUUUGUGGCUUGCAGCGAGGAAGUGAUUGAAUACAAGGGUGCUAUCGUGGAAUGGGUUUUUGACUCUGCAAAUGGCGUUGAACCCAGAUUAUUAAAAUCGCGUAGUGGUCAUCAUGCACCACCGUCAAGCAUUCAAUAUUAUGAUUCCGAUGGACAUUUUAUUCUUAGCGCGGCAGGAGAUAGAUCAUUAAGGGUAUUUUCGGUAGUAAGAGACUCGCAGAGUGUGGAAUUGUCGCAAGGAUCUUCAUCCGGUGUAAUAGAAAUGUAUAACAUGCAAUCAGGAAUUCAUCGAAGAACGUUUGCCGGUGAAGAAAAGCAUGCUAAAGCUAUUUCUGGUUUAGCAAGCGAUUCACUUAAUCGAAUACUGAUUAGCAGCUCUCUUGAUGGUACAAUCAAGAUAUGGGAUUUUAACACUGCUAAAAAUUUGCACACGAUAAAAAUAAUGUCUCCCGUUACGACAAUAAAGUUUCACACCGAGAACGACCUGUUGGCGAUUGUGAGUGACGAUUUGUGUAUUCGAGUCAUGGAUGUAGAAACGCGUAAGAUAAUUAGAGAAUUUUGGGGUCAUCGAAACAGAGUAACCGACCUGACAUUUAGUCCCGAUGGCAGAUGGAUCGUUUCCGCAUCUCUCGAUGCUACGAUUCGAACUUGGGAUCUUCCCACCGGUCACCUGGUAGAUGUAUUUGAAGUUGACAAUGUCGUGACCAGUAUGACUUUUUCUCCAAAAGGAGAUUUUUUGGCAACAGCGCAUGUCGAUCUUUUUGGAAUAUACUUAUGGGCUAAUCGCACACAAUUCGCUAACGUAACCUUGAGAAGGAUAACGGACGAUGAAAUCAUAUCCGUUGAGCUUCCGACUACAUCAGGCAUCGACGGUGAUGUUAAAGAUGACUUUUUUAUUGUUGAUUCCGAGGUGGGAGAUAAGGAUUCCUUUGAAACACCGGAGCAACUUACAGAACAGAUGAUAACAUUAUCAUCGCUUCCGAGGUCAAAGUGGCAAAAUUUAUUGAAUCUUGACACUAUCAAAAAACGAAACAAGCCCAAAGAGCCUCCAAAAGCUCCGGAGAAAGCGCCAUUCUUCUUACCCACCCUUCCUGGUGUCAAUCCAAAAUUUGUCCCGGCCCUUGAAUCGUAUGGUACUGAUAAUUCAAAGAAAAUUGUUAAACUGGGCGAUGUUAAACUGGAAACCGAGUUUACAAAAAUAUUAAAGAAUAAUUAUUCAAAAGGAGAAUUUGAUGAAUUUUUCAAUUUUGCGAAAACUUUAAAUCCUUCAGCAAUCGAUUUUGAAUUAAGGUCGUUAAGUCUUAACAAUGAUUUCGAGGAUUUGAAAUAUUUUCUUGAUGCUAUUAGGUCAAGACUCGAAUCCAGAAAAGACUUUGAGUUGGUUCAG